Micromonas commoda is the source of this 14289-nucleotide messenger RNA. RefSeq lists its product with no specific name. NCBI's taxonomy places the organism in Eukaryota, Viridiplantae, Chlorophyta, Mamiellophyceae, Mamiellales, Mamiellaceae. Bases 1 to 14289 code for a protein of 4762 amino acids. Gene Ontology annotation, molecular function: calcium ion binding; protein binding. The transcript has a single exon. The record is from RefSeq and is a predicted model, not a curated record.
AUGCGCGUCGCGCUGACCAUGGUCGUCGCGGUACUCGCGGUACUCGCGGAGCCGGUCCUGGGCGAGACGCAACUCUUGACUGGUAAAACCGUCACGACCUCGAGAAACGGUGUGGACGUUUCGGCUAUCGUGGAUGGGGCAUUCUCGGAGGGUAGCCCCUCCGCGGCCAUCUUCAACGACAACAACGACAACAAAAUCGAGGAAGGCGCGGCCAAUCCUUGGGUGCAGAUCGACUUUGGGGAGGGCAACCAGGCGACGAUUGGAGACGUCGACGUGUACGGCAACCUGGAGAAUCAGCAGACGCCGUUCUCGUGCGUGAUGGCGAUGUUGGUGUCUCAGGCAAACGGGCUUGGUUACGUAGCGUACCAGGCGGCCAAAGGAAACGGCCAAGGAGAUAAUGCUGAGGUGAUUGCGGUGUGUGGUCGGGGACUGACAGCCGGAGUCGUGACGAAUACUCCGAACACCGGAGUCAUCGUCGGCGUGAGCGACUCAUCGUGUACUAACGACGGUUGCCUCACACUUGAUGGAAAUGGAGACCCAGAUGGGGCCGACACGACAGCAUGCACUGGGCAAAGCGGCGCCAAGCGCCUGAUCUUGCCGACGGAUGUGGGAUACGAUGCUGGCGGUCUUCCUCCCGUUGACGGCAAGUUCACAGUCGACUGCGGGAACAAGGUGGGUCGGUACCUCUACGUCCAACUCGUCGGACUUCAGCGACAGCUUUGGGUCGGCGAGAUCAAGGCGGUGUUCACGGCCGCACCCGCAACGCCCGCACCCGCGCCGGUGCCGGAAACGCCCGCACCCGCCGCGUCGUGCGCGGCGGAAACCCAGUACAAGAGCAGCAACAACAAGUGCGUGGACUGCCCGAGCGAGUCGACCAGCUCGGGCGCGGACGCGGAGUUCUGCACGUGCAGUGUCAACCGCUACGCCAAAAAAGAGAGCAACACGUGGACGUGCGAGCCGUGCAGGGCUGGCCAGGUGCGCGGCAAUGACGCUGCCAAAGUUCUAACAACCGCGGCCCGGGUUCCGACGGCGGAUGGACAAACCGAGGAUGGAACUGAUUGCGAGGUGUACGGUCGUUGCGAUGGGGGCUACUACCUCACCUUGGAUACUGCGACCAGCUUGAACUACUGCGAGUUGUGCCCGAAUGGAGGAACGAGCCCUGGUUCAUCUACAUCCGUGACCCAGUGCACGUGUCCGGCAAACCACUACGCCGAGUGGGUCACCCAGGGAAACAGCGGGUCGUGGUCCUGCACGGCGUGCAAGACUGGCCAGACGAAAGCCGCGACGGCGAUUCCGUCGACCGAUGGCACAGGCAAAGAGACUGCGAGUGCGUGUAGCGCCGCGGAGACGUGCGCAGCGAACCAUUACCUGACCUUGGAUGCUGACAGCGGCAAGGACUACUGCAAGGCGUGCCCGGAAGGCACGACGAGCCCAGCCGGCGGCUCGGCGAGAGCGUGCACGUGUGGCGAAGCGGGGACACAGUACCUUGAGGAUGACGAGUGCAAGACGUGUCCGAGCACGUCAACCUGCCCAUCCCUUUCAUGCUCCGCACUGACCGAAUGCACGUGUCCGGCAAACCACUACGUCGAGAAAUCCGGGAACUCGUGGUCCUGCACGGCGUGCAAGACUGGCCAGACGAAAGACGCGUCUAAUGUUGGAACCGACCAGGCUGCAACAACUUGUAGCGCCGCGGAGACGUGCGCAGCGAACCAUUACCUGACCUUGGAUGCUGACAGCGGCAAGGACUACUGCAAGGCGUGCCCGGAAGGCACGACGAGCUCUGGCGGCUCGGCGAGAGCGUGCACGUGUGGUGGGACACAGUACUUUGAGGAUGGCGAGUGCAAGGACUGCCCGAGCACGUCAACCUGCCCAUCCCUUUCAUGCUCCGCACUGACCGAAUGCACGUGUCCGGCAAACCACUACGUCGAGAAAUCCGGGAACUCGUGGUCCUGCACGGCGUGCAAGACUGGCCAGACGAAAGACGCGUCUAAUGUUGGAACCGACCAGGCUGCAACAACUUGUAGCGCCGCGGAGACGUGCGCAGCGAACCAUUACCUGACCUUGGAUGCUGACAGCGGCAAGGACUACUGCAAGGCGUGCCCGGAAGGCACGACGAGCUCUGGCGGCUCGGCGAGAGCGUGCACGUGUGGUGGGACACAGUACUUUGAGGAUGGCGAGUGCAAGGACUGCCCGAGCACGUCAACCUGCCCAUCCCUUUCAUGCUCCGCACUGACCGAAUGCACGUGUCCGGCAAACCACUACGUCGAGAAAUCCGGGAACUCGUGGUCCUGCACGGCGUGCAAGACUGGCCAGACGAAAGACGCGUCUAAUGUUGGAACCGACCAGGCUGCAACAACUUGUAGCGCCGCGGAGACGUGCGCAGCGAACCAUUACCUGACCUUGGAUGCUGACAGCGGCAAGGACUACUGCAAGGCGUGCCCGGAAGGCACGACGAGCUCUGGCGGCUCGGCGAGAGCGUGCACGUGUGGUGGGACACAGUACUUUGAGGAUGGCGAGUGCAAGGACUGCCCGAGCACGUCAACCUGCCCAUCCCCUCCAUGCUCCGCACUGACCGAAUGCACGUGUCCGGCGAACCACUACGUCGAGAAAUCCGGGAACUCGUGGUCCUGCACGGCGUGCAAGACUGGCCAGACGAAAGACGCGUCUAACGUCGGAACCGAAGAGGCUGCAACAACUUGUAACGCCGCGACGUCGUGCGAAGCGAACCAUUACCUGACCUUGGAUGACGGUAACGGCGGUAGCAACAAGAACUACUGCGAGGCGUGCCCGGCAGGGUCGACGAGCUCGGAUAGCUCGUCGACGACGUGCACGUGUGAAGCGAACAAGUACGCCAACAACAAUCAGUGCGCAAAUUGCGGGGCGAACACCUUCAGGACGGGCUCAGAGGUUCCCGGUGCGAACGAAAAUAAAAACGAAGUCUGUCUGGAGAAGUCGUGCGCGGCAAACCAGUACAUCAAGGAUGGUGCAUGCACGAAUUGCGCCGACGGUUCGACGAGCGCCGGCGGCAAGGUGACGACGUGCACCGCGAAUUGCACCUCGGGCAAGUACUGGGACGGAGACUCGUGCGAGACCUGUCCGGGAAACUCUGCGGGCGCCGGAGGGAAAGCGACGUCCUGCACGUGCAACGAAAAAUAUUACGCCAAGCUGACCGGCGGCACUUGGUCGUGCGAAACCUGCCCGACGGAUUCCACCAAAAUCGGCUCGGUGGUUCCUCACACCAGCGGCAAGAGCGACACGUGCGUCUCGAGCUGCGCCUCGGGCAAGUACUGGGACGGCAGCGCUUGCCAGGCUUGCCCGGCCAACUCCAACGGCGUCGGCGGCGCUGAGACGUCCUGCACUUGCAACAACAACUACAGGGCGUUCGUGAGCGGCGCCGGCACGUGGACGUGUGAGGAGUGCAGCGGACGUCAAGGUUCGAAGAUUCCUCAGCCGGGCGGCGAGAGCGACGAGUGUGUGGCGUCCCAGGCGUGCACCACCAGGCAGUACUUUGACGGUAAGGCGAAGGCGUGCAAGACCUGCCCGGAUGGCUCGACGAGCGAGGGCGGAACCGCAGAGUUUUGCACGUGCGGUCAGAACAUGUACGCCGUGAAGAGUGGAAACUCUUGGAAGUGCGUGGAAUGCACCGGCGGCGGAACCAAGCCUGCCGACUCGAAAGUUCCGGGAUCCGGGAACGGGCAGAAGGAGUCGGAGGCUUGCUCCGAAGCGAGCUCGUGCAAGGAGAACUUUUUCCUUUCCGGCGGGAAGUGUGAAACGUGCCCCGCUAACUCGGUCAGCUCGGGCGGAACCGCGACGGACUGCACCUGCCUCGACGACUUCUACGCCGCGUACUCGAGCAGCAAGGGUGGCACCUACACCUGCAACAAGUGUACGGGGAAGUCUGGGUCGGCGAUUCCGCGGAGUGACAAAUCCAGCGACACGUGUGACAACAUCGAGACGGGCAAGUCGUGCACUGCCAGGGCCAUGGUUCCGAAGAACGGCUUGAGUGUCGAAUGUCCGGCUACAGUCGAACACGGCGUCUCGUGCGCCGUCGAGUGCGCCCGCGGCUACGCCGUGGGAAGCCCGUCAUUUUCCACGUGCAACGACGGCAAAGUCACGCUCGCGACGUGCGAGGCCAUUGUGUGCGCCGAGAAGCAGCACGUCCUCUACGGAGUGUGCACCGACUGUCCCGCGGGUUCGGACAACGUCGCGGGCGACAAGGCCUCCGGCGACAACACGAACUGCGAGUGCCCGGUGAACACGUACAGGGUCGUGGUGGACGGCGUCUGGUCGUGCGUACCUUGCGCCGGCGCUCUGACUCGCGCCGCCGGCGACGUCGUGCCGUACGACGCGACGCAGCCGGACGCCAACACGCAGUGCGGCGCGGACGUGACGUGCUACGCCGGGUGUUCGGCGUGCACGGGCGUGGGGAAGACCGAAUGCAUCGAGUGCUCGGUCGGGUACACCCUCUACGGCACCGAAUGCGUCAGCGAUUACCCCGCCACGACUUCGCAGGCGGUGCUUGACGAGUACGUCGAGAUCGGCCUCGCGCCGAGGGACACGCUGACGGUGGCCGAAAAAGAUUUGAUCGUCGCGUCGAUGCGCGAGGUCACCGGGAGGUCACCGGAGCUGCUCUACUACAGCGGUAAAGCGGCGUCCGGCGUGGCUGACCCGACUCCUCCGGCUGUCGACAAAGGUGGCGGCAAGUCAAACAACGGUAAAGCGCGCCGCCGGCUGCUCGCGCACGGAGAAGGCGAAGGACGCCGCCGGCUGCUCGCGCACGGCAAUAAGCACACGCUCGUCGUCGUCGCUCGCUUCACAGUCCCCGCCGAGCAGCUCGAGGAGGCGUCCAUAGGCGUCGGCGUCGCUUUUGGCACCGGCGAGCUGCUCCGGAACCUCCGGACGAAGCUCGGCGGCGACUUUGGCGAGAUGACCGUGAAAUCCACCGCGUCGAGGCGCGGCGCGUGCAAGACGCAAACCGGGGGGACGUGCACGGCCGGCACGGCGAUCGUGUUCCAGGCGAGGGAGAGCGACCAGCUGGUGGAGGAUUCCAAGAACCCGUGCAAGAAUAACAACGGGGGGUGCUCCAAGCUGGUGCGGUGCAAGGCGGACCCGAGCAUGUCAACCGGCGUGAUGUGCGGUGAGUGCCCCACCGGGUACACGUCCUCGGACUACGGCAUCACGUGUGCCGACGUGGACGAGUGCGCUGUGAACAACGGGGGAUGCGACCCGAGGGUUGAGUGCAUCAACACCGUCGGCGGGUACAAGUGCGGCAACUGCCCGGAUGGAUUUGUGACCGCAAAGUCGGGCAAGUGCGAGGACAUCGACGAGUGCAAAAAGGCAAACGGCGGCUGCGACAAGCUCACCGAGUGCAUCAACAGCGCCGGAGGUUUCUCGUGCGGUCCUUGCCCCGCGGGUUACAAGGGCAGCGGCGACACCAAGUGCGUCAAGGCUUCCGGCUGCUCGGUCAAGAACGGCGGUUGCGACAAGCUGACGACCUGCACCGACGACGGCGCCGGAGGGUCCAGCUGCGGCCCGUGCCCGACUGGGUACGUCGGUGACGGCGCGUCCGGAUGCGUGGACCUCGACGCCUGCGCCGAGGGUCCGUGCUACCCCGGGGUGUUCUGCAAGGACCUCAAGCCACCCGCCGGCGCCGACGGCUUCAAGUGCGGCAAGUGCCCGCCGGGCUCCACGGGCGACGGCAUCGGACCCAGCGGGUGCAGCUUCAACCCUUGUUUCAUCAAGAACGGAGGAUGCGACGCGCAGGUUACGUGCACGAACAACAACGGCGUCGCAGUGUGUGGUGCCUGCCCUCCGGGGACCGAGAAGGAGGGCGGCGCGGCGGAUGGGAAGUGCAUCAACAUCGACUCGUGCGCGAGCAAUCGGUGCUACGACGGCCCACUCGGCAAGGUUUUGUGCACCGACCUCGCGCCGCCCAAGGAUGGUUUUAAGUGCGGCAAAUGCCCCAAGGGAUCCACCGGCGAUGGCGUCACCUGCGCGGAGGAGAACCUGUGCGCCACGAAGAAUCCGUGCGACCCUCUCACGACGUGCUCUAACAACGGCAAGACCUGCAGCGCGUGCCCGGCCGGUUACAAGGGCAGCGGUAAGUCCGGGUGCAAGCCCAUCAGCAGUUGCGAAAAGAACAACGGCGGUUGCGACCCGUCGACGCAGUGCUCCGACGACGGCGCCGGCGGGUCCAGCUGCGGCACGUGCCCGUCGCACACGAAUGGCUACUUCCCCUGGGUCGCCGGCUCGACUGGCACGACCGGCUGCGUUGACUUUGACGCAUGCGCCGACAAUCCGUGCUUCCCCGGCGUGGAGUGCCGCGACACCCCAGCCGUCGACGCGAAGGACCCGUCGGUGGUCACCGACGACGGUCUCAAGAAUUUCACGUGCGGCAAGUGCCCGGAUGGCUACAUGUUCAACGGCACCAACGCCGGUGUCGGCGAGUACGGCUGCGUGGUGUGCACCAUGGGCGUGAACAUCGCGGCGACCACCGUGGUCAACGGCGAGGUGCUCCGCGGCAGCGACACGCGGGUCAUCGCGGGCCGCGAGCUGAUGAACAGCGCCUGCUCCAACGACGCCGGUUACACCUUCGGCUGGUCCGCCGCCAGAUCUGACGGCACCCCGGUCGAGCUGGACCCGAAGACGACGUAUUCGAACACCCCGCAGCUGUUCCUGCCCAAGCGAUCGCUGCCCCCCGGCGUUUCGUACACCCUCAAGUUCACGGGUUACGUCACCGCGAACCCCUUGGUGUCGUCCACCGCCGAGUUUAGCUUUUUGGUGAGCGAGGCGGAUCUGGAGGCGAUCGUCCAGGGCGGCAACUCCAUCGUUUCGGAAGGGGUGGCCGUGGACUUGGACGGCUCGGGCUCCAUCGAUCCCGACGCCGAUCCCGAUUACGAGUGGGAGUAUUACUGGCUCUGCGAGGACAAGACCGCGGUCGACGCCGGGGCUUCCGACACGUCGUGCUACCUCGAGGACGGUUCCCAGCUGGAGCUCCCCAGGACGUCGCAGGCGAAGAUCGAGGGGCUCAAGCUCAAGGGCGCCGCGGGUCCGAACGGCAGGACGUACACGUUCAUCCUCGAGGCGAAGAAGGGCGCGAGGCGCGCGGAGACGACGACGACGGUGUCCGUCAUCGCCGCGGCGGCGGGCGCGACUGGACCGCCCCCGGUGGCGUCCAUCACGCCGUUUCCGAAGAACAAGGUCAACGCCGGCGAGCCGGCGAGGAUCAAGGGCACGGUGACCUCCGUCGCCGACCCGUCGACGCUCAAGAUGAAGUGGUCGGCGACUCGAGCGUUCGUCGACCCGGCGGGCGCCGACCAGAGCGUCGACCUCGCCGCCGCCGGGUUCACGUCCUCCGUCUCUCUAGCCACCGAGAAUCUCGUGCUCUCGCCCGACGUCCUCGAGACUGGGUACCGUUACAAGUUCCGGCUCGACGUCGAGGACGGCAACGGCGCGGCGGCGGCGUUCAUCGAGCUCGAGGAGAACACGCCCCCGUCGGGCGGAACCCUCCUCUCCGUGCCCGACUCGGGCACGGCGCUCACGGACACGUUCACGAUUAGCGCCGGCGCGUGGGUCGACACCGAGGAGCCCCUGUACUACAGGUUCGUGUACAGGGUCAAGGGCACGGAGAAGUGGACGCAGCUGAAGGACUUCAGCCCCGAGGCGCAGUGCCAGGUUUCCCUGCCCGGAGGCGACGUGAACGGAAAGGUUGAGCUCGCCGUCGAGGUCAGGGACUCGCUCGGCGCCGUGUCCGCGCCCAAGGUGAUCGAGGUGACCAGCAACUGGCCGACGACGAACGACGAAGCCUCGCUGAAGAAGGCGGCCGACCAGGGCAUCAACGCCGCGGAGGUUGCGAUGAAGAGCGGCAACCCCGAGGGCGCGCUCAACUCCAUCGGCGCCACCAUCGGGCUGUAUGCAAACUUCAAGAAGCAGCAGAGCCGCCGAAGGCUCCUCGCGGCCAACGGGUGCGUGGGCGGCGGCGGCGUCAACGCCACCGGCGAGGCGAAAGAGCGCGCCAAGGCUCGCGAGUCGAUGCUCAACACGACGUCGGCGGCGGGUGACGCCGUCCCCGCGUCGUCGACGUUUUACUCGACUCUGGCGGGGACGGCUUCGGCUGUGCUCGGCGACCCGUGCGAGGCGACGGCGGCGGCUCGCUCGUCCGGGGUGAACCUCGUCGCGGGCCUCAUCAACACCACGGGCAGCCCCGACAACGACCUGAUCAUCACGGGCGAGGGUGCCGAGAACAUGCUCGGCGCGUUGAGCGCGGCGGUGACCCCGGCUGAGGAUGGGGACGCCAACGCUGGAUCGGCUCAGGGCGCCGCCACCGGCGCCGCGCGAUCGCUCAUGACGGCGCAGCUCGGGCCCAGCCUCCCCGGGGAGAAGCCCGCGAGCGUGAACACCACGAAGAUGUCGUACCAGGCUGCGAGGGUGAGCACGCUCGGCGCCGGGAACUCGACGAGUUCCACCGCGUCCGCGGCUGGCUCCGAGUUUGCGGUUCCCGGCGGCGCGCUCGCGCUGGGCGGUUCCGAUCCCGUCGACCAGCUGUGCCUGUCCCUCGAUUACGAUCCCCACGCCGCGUCCGCGAGCAAGGGCAACGCGUCCGAUCCCACCGACAUUCGAUCCGCGCCCAAGGCUUCCGCGACGGUGUCCCUGGUUCUCAACAACGCCACGUCGGGUGGCGAACUCGCGGUGAAGAACCUCAAGACUCCCAUCGCGUUUUCGCUCAGGCUGAACGACGACGGCGCGGACCUCCGGAGCCCGCCGUGUUACGUCACCAAGUCGACGACCAACUUCACCGCGCUCCAGAACCUCGAGACCAAGCCCCUUCAGCUGCCCACGUGCUCCUUCUACGACGAGGCGGCUGGGGAGUCGUCCACCAAGGGUUGCGCCACGCUGCCCAACCCGAUUCCCAAGGGGUCCAAAGUCGAGUGGCUGCCCGGCGUGCUGGACGGGUCCAUCUCCCUGGAUAACUCCUCCGUCGACGCGUCGUUCCUGUGGACGUUCGAGCACCUGGACAACUCCACGGAAGACUCGGUGCUGUUCAACUGCACGCUCGUCGAGUACCGCAGCGAGGACGGCGUCAGGCUGCGAAGGUACGACGGCGAGAGAUGCCAGGCGCAGAACCCGCGGAACAAGGCUAUGUGCUUCUGGCGCAGGGACACGCAGACGUUCGAGGGGUGCGGAUGCGUCCUCUCGUCCAGCGUGCGGUGCCUGUGCAACCACGCCACCGACUUUUCCGCCUCGUCGGCGCCGCCAAAGAUCAAGCCGGUGUCCAUCGAGGAGCUCCUCUCGGUGUCGCUCGACGACGUCUUGAACACGUGGAAAGUUUUCGCGGUGGUGGGCGGCAUGUUCGGGUGCAUGUCGGUGCUCGCGUGUCUGUUUGAGCGCCGCGACGGCCGCGCGCGACGUAAGAUUCUCCACAAGUUCAUCAAGAACCCCGGCACCACCGAGAAGAUGGGGUUCUCCGUCAUCAAAGACGUGUGGACCUGGAGCAUCGACGUGCAGGAGAUGCAGUUCAUGUUCAACAACCUCCACUGCCCGAACACCCGCGCGGACCUCGAGCGCGUCGCCGGCCAGCAGGUUGGCACCGACGACGCCGACGAGAUCGACGCUAAGCUCCUCGAGAUCGCCGACCUCGGCAAGCGCGACUUUGCCGCGACGGACGUUCUCCGCGCCAUCGAGCGACGUAAGGCGGCGAUGAGACGUCAACGCCGCGCCAAGGAGGGCCUGCCCCAGGUUCCCAACGGCAUGGAAGCCGCGGACCCCGCGCUCGUCGCGGAGAUCGAGGCCAAGAUCGAACGAGAACUCGAGGAGACGCACACGGGCAUCGACGCGUGGGUGGACAAGGAGACCGGCAAGGUCAAGUACAGCGUCGUCGACGUCCACACCAUGAAUUGGGCAGAGACGUUCGACAGCUCAGACGACGACGAGGAGUCUCCGUCGAAGCAGAGGAGGUCGCUCAAGGAUGAGAACGCGAAGAAACAGGGCCUGUUCGGCAGGUCGAUGAAGACGAUGACCAACAUCGUGUCCCCGCUCGAGAAGACGCUGAAGCAGAUGCCCGGGAAGGCUUUGGACGCCGCGCGCAAGAUGCCCGGCGCGCUCGCCGGCAUGCCCAGCCAGCUCCAAAAAGAUAUCCGGGACAUGGCGCAGGGUAAGCGGAGGAGGCGUAAGGAACCCGAGCUCCCCGCGUACUUCAUCGGCGUUCCUUCCAAGUCCGAGGUCAAGCGCCUGCCCAUGCCCAAGCGAAACGGCGCCAUGUUUUGCUCCACGUGCGGCAUCCGCUACGUCCGCUUCCUCAUCGCCUUCCCCAUCGAGGCGCUCAACCGCAACCUCAUCGUCUGGAGGGCCAAAAACGACGCCGAGCACGUCGUCUUCCUCCCCUUCUCGCGCGCCGUCGGCACCGCCAUGGUGUACGCGUACCUCGACGUCAACAACAUCGUCGGCCACGUGGAGAUGGCGAGCAGGAUCUACGACGCCGCCCAGCUACCCUGGAUGAUGCCCACGGGCGUCACCUUUCCUCUGCUCGUCGCCGAGUUCAAGGCGAUGAUCUGCGGCAACCUCACCUCGGGCGGGUGGAUGAAGCGCAGCAACCUGUGGAACAUCGUGGCGCUGCAGAACGAGAACGGUUCGUGGUCCGCGACGGACUCGCUCGCGGGCGCGCUCAAGGCGGCGUCGGCGCCGCAGCUCUCCCCGCCCCUCCCCGGCUCGGACGCUCCCGUCGUCAAGGCUUUCUACAACGCCGACGAGGUCCUGCUUCGAUGCCCGCCCGAGCUCGCGGCGUGCGCGCCCAAGCUCGGGUGGACCGUGGUGGACGACAUGUGGUGCACGAUCGUCGCCAUGGAGGGAUGCAGGCAGAACGGCCUGUCCUGGGUGCUCAACCCGUGGGACGACCUUUACCACGAGUUUGACAUUCUUCAGUGCGGCUGGACGUGGGUGCAGCAGCAGGUGCGGGGCGACUCGCAGGUUGCAAAGGCUGUGCUCGUCGCCACGGAGCGCGCGGCGGAGUGCGUCUCCGCGUGGAGGGAGUCGUUCACGGCGACCGUGCAGGCGCUUCACGCGCAGAAGAAGGCUGAGGAGGCUGCGAAGAAGAGGGAGGCUGCGAAGAAGAGGCCGUCGUUUCUGUCGCGAUGGUGCGGCUUUUUCGCCGCCGCCGCGAUGGCGCCGGUCAACACCGUCAAGAGGCUCACGAUGGAGCUCUACGCGUUCAUCGUGUGGGCGCUCAAGCUAUACAUGGCUGCGCACAUGUUCUUCCGCGCGUUCCUGGCCAACCCGACCGACGCCUUCUCCGGCGCCGAGCGCAUCGUGAUGCAGUCGUCGCUCUACCUCGUCGGCUUGCUCGUCACCGUCUGGUUCUACUACAACAAGGCGACGCAGUGCUGCGUGAUCCUCAGGCAGGAGAUUGGAUGCUCGUCCAACGUCCUCGACGAGUGCGACUACGUCCCCGCGGGCGCGGGGUGCGCCGUGCUGAUGGGCCAGAAGGAGCUCAAACCCGCCGGCUGGGUCUGCCGCGCGUUCCCGGACAAGGACAACGGCUUCCACUUCCUCACCGUCAUCGCCAUCCAGAUCGCGAUCAUGUUCCCCGUCAAGUUUUCGCUCACGCGCAUGUUCACCGCCGGCGGCGGCGCGAUAUUGGAGCCGCACUGGCGCCAGGCUGUCAUCGCCGCGGGCAUGAACAUGAUGGAAAUUUACGCCGCGUGGUGCGAGACGUUUUUCCAGCUCUUCUACGACCCCGCGGGCGCCGUCCAGAAACCCGAGGUUGGCCAGAUCCUCGCCAAGUCCAAGGGCGCCAUCAUGAAGAUGCUCAUGACGUGCGGCAUGACCUACGCCAUGACCGUCGUCGGCGUCUUCUUCUACUGGAUGGACCGACUCGGGAUUUACCGGAAGAAGAAGAAGCGCAAGGCCAAGUUUGAAUCCGUCGACGUCAUCAAGGAGUCGAUCAGGAACACCGCCGAGGACAACGUCAAGCUCCGGCUCUCGAACUCGUUCAAGAUGAAGAAGAAUCUCGACAAGUACGACAUCGGCGGCGACGACGACGAGCCGGAGGUUGAGCCCGAGGCCAAGACGCAGACGGUCGCGCAGCGCAAGAUGUUCACCAAGGCUUCCGCCUUUUCCGGCGCCGUCGCUCACCGGGACGAGUUCACCUCCGUCAUGCCCCGCGACGACGACGACGACGACGACGACACAGCCGGCGACGCGGACGCCGCCAGUCGCAACUCGGGCGACUCCGCGGGUGUCGACCACGCCGACGCCGACCCGAGGGAGACCGCGCCCGUCGCUUGGUACGUCCGGUCCAUGCACGCCGCGCACAAGGACAGGUCGGGCGACCAUCGCGCGGCGAUUAUGAACGCCCCGGUGGACGUCGAGGGAGACUUCGAGUCGCUUCGCACGACCCCGCCGUCGGAGCAGGUCAUCGGCGCGUCCGGCAGCGGGGCGUCCGCCGCGGGCUUUCCCCCCGCGCCGGCGCUGCUGCACGCCCAUGACUCCAUGGACCCGGAGCAGUGGCUCAGAUCCGCCGUCGCGCGAUGCGUCGAGGACUCUCACCGUCUCAACGACCUCGCCGACGACGGCGACGUGGUCGAGUGCGAACGCGUCGCCUCCUUCCUCGCGUCGCUUCUCGACCAGGCGGCGCACGAGGCGGGCCCGAGGGGCUACGGCGGGUCCAGGGAGGACGCGGCGAAGGCGACGGCGCUGGUUCGAGCGUCCAUCGUCUCCGCCGGCGGCGUCAGCGCGUGCGUCGGGGUGCUCACCGUCCCGGACCGAUGCGAGGGCGCCGCUCCGCGCGCGUCCCCGCAACAGGUGGCCGCCAGCGCCGCCGCGUUGGCGCUCCUCGCCAGGAUCACCUGCGACUACCCCGCGGGUAUGCAGGAGCUCAAGCUGGACCACGACGGCUUCGCCGCCGUCGUCGCCACGAUUCGGCUGCACUCGCCGAGGCCGGCGUCGAGGGUGGUGGCCGACGCCGCCGCCGUCUGCGUCGCGAGCGUCGCGGAUAACCCCCGGCUGGCGAGGAACUGGCACGACGCCGGCGCCCUUCGCGUGUUCAUGCGAUACGUCCACGAGAUUUCCCUCGCCGCCGCGGAGGAUGAAGACGUCCGAGAAGGGAUCCGGUCCGAUCCGGCUAAACACGACGAGAUCACCGGCGCGCUCGCCGCGUUCGCGUCGCUCAAAUCGCGCGAACGCGAGAAGGACCGCGACGCCAACAUCACCGUCGGCAGCGUCGACGCCUUCUACUACGACUGCGUCAGGCUCCUGCCCCCGCACGCGCCGGUGUUUGCCAGCCACGUCCCGGCGGCGGCGGCGGCGCUCGCGGCGACGAGAAUCGCCUUCCCGGGCACCGCCGUCGAGUGCGAACGCGCGCUCGCCCGCGCGGGCACGAUGCACGCGCUGGGUAACCUACCCCUCGGCACCCUCGGGCACAGGUCCAAGACGAUCCUCGCCGGGGCGCUCGGGUCGGAGGCGAUGGACAGGUUGCUCUCCUCGGGGACUCGCGACGGCGCGCUGAGCACGAGCGCCUCGUCGCUUGCGCCCGAGCCGAAUCCGCGGUCGAAACGCAAGGCUUGCGACCUCGACAGCGCCAACCAGAGCGACGACAGCGAGCACGGCAGCGCGCCCGAUUCGCCGUCCAGGUCCGGAGUCGGUUCGCAAACCCCGCACUCGGCUCGCGGGAUCCGUAACCUGUGGCGCCGAGCCGCGGGUCGCGAGGCGGCGGCGCCGGAGAAGCCCCCCGGCGAGGCGGCCAUGGACGCGGUCGCCGACAUCCUGGAGAAGGCGAGGGCGAACCUGUCGAAGCAGGCGGACGACGCCAAGGCUGCGCUGGCGAUGCACACGAUAUCCGUCCAGGACAUCGAGAAGAGGCGUCGCGCGUACGUGUCCAAGCUGAGGUGGUCGUCUAUUUUCCAGCAGAACCUGGGUUGGUUCUGCGCGGCGUUUUUGUGGUUCUUCGGGGGGUACGUGAUCAUCGUCUACGGCGUGCUCAUCUACAGGUUCCUGGGACCGGGCGAGGAGGACAGGUACAUCAGCACGUGGGGCAUGGCGUUCCUGAUCAACACCUUCGGCCUGGAGUCCCUCCAGGUUGUCGGCCGCAAGGCGUUUUUCAUCUUCGUCAUCACCAAGUUUCAAAAGUCCUUCGCCAAGGCGCAGGAGUCGCUGGGAUGGUACGAGACCUACACGGAGAUGUGCGGCAUGCACCUGCUCGUCGAAGUCGGCGCCAUCAGCCAGGACGCCGCGCGCGAGGCGGCGGAGGAGGACGAAGGCGGCGACGACGUCGAAGCCGACGACGGCGGAGGCGACUAA